Molecule: messenger RNA, 2586 nt
Organism: Asterias rubens (European starfish)
Lineage: Eukaryota; Metazoa; Echinodermata; Asteroidea; Forcipulatida; Asteriidae
Product: soma ferritin-like
Exons: 3
Coding region: 193-702 (169 amino acids)
Biological process (GO): intracellular iron ion homeostasis; iron ion transport
Cellular component (GO): cytoplasm
Molecular function (GO): ferrous iron binding; ferric iron binding
Source: RefSeq, a predicted model, not a curated record
AAUGGAUUAAUGCUAAUGCAUAGUCGACACAGUUUCGAGUCGAGCCAAGAAAAGUCAGGUCCAUUUCAGUUACAAAAAUAAAUAGGUGAAGUCCAAAAAUAGGUUUGAGAUAACCCCACAUUUAAAGGUGCACUUUUACCAUCUCUAAGGUAACGAUACCUUUUUAAGUUUCGGCUUAUUAACUCUUCAAAGAUGGCAGCAGUUCGACAAAAUUAUCACGAUGAAAGUGAGGCCGGAGUCAACAAGCAAAUCAACCUGGAGUUGUAUGCAUCCUACACCUAUUUGUCUAUGGCCUUCCACUUUGACCAGUCAUCAGUCGCACAUCCCGGCGCCCAUAAAUACUUCAAGAAAGCGUCCGAUAAAGAGCGACACCACGCCAUGUUGCUGAUGAAGUUCCAGAACCAACGAGGUGGAACUAUCGUCCUUCAGAAUGUCAAGAAGCCAGAGAAUGAUUCUUGGGGUUCUCUGAAGGACGCUGUCCAGGCAGCUCUAGAGCUGGAGAAGCAUGUCAACCAAUCUCUUCUGGACCUACAUGCACUCGCUAACAAACAUGGCGACACUCAGAUGUCAGACUUCAUUGAAGAUAAUUUCUUGGAUGAGCGAGUUCAAGCAAUCAAGGAGUUGGGUGACUACUUAACUCAGCUUAAUCGAGUCGGAACAGGUCUUGGUGAAUUUAUAUUUGACCAUGAGACGCUAGCCUAGGCACAUCAAGAAAUACGUAAUUAGCCUAAUUGAAGUAUGGUGAACAUUAUAAAGGCCGAUCAUAUUCGCUGCGACUUCGGCACACACCCGGCAAUUCAAUUUAUGAUCACGCACUGCACUUCCAGAAUAUGCACUGCAGACUUUGAGAAACACGUCCGCGCGCUCGUAUGCAGUGAAAAUGCAGCGAGAGUACACUGGUUUGGGUAUAUACAGACAAAUUUACCCAAACCAAACAGUGCCCGAUAUAGUAGACCCUGAGUGUCCAUCAUACCUCAUGUCAAUUACUUUCAGUUGUUGUUUGCACUGUUUGUAUAUUUGUGAUUUAGUUUAUUUAUAUGUGUUUAUUGUUUCGGUCAAACAAUUUCUUUGUAGCAACGUUUGCUUUGUAGCUUUAACCCUAACCAAUUGCAUGUACCUUGGACCUUUGUAUCCAACAUCAAACGACGAACGGUUGUCUCCACCUCUGGGCCAAAUUUCAUAAAGCCUGUAUCACAACAAUAUAUGGCAUUGACCCAUUAUCUUCAUGCUCAUAGAAAGGUUGUGGCUGUACAUCUAUGAACUCUAACCCGCUCACUCUGCUCGGUGUGCACGCAUUGACCAUCACAUAAAAAAAAGGUUACUGUUAGUUACUGGUAUUGUGAUGUGACAGCCUGCACAUGCGCAGGCAGUAACUGGGUGCGAGUCAUAAUUCCGUGUACAGCCAUUGACGACAGUCACCCUUUAAAAUUGUGGAAAUAACACAACAUUAGACUGUUUGAACUUCUCAGGUAGUAGAUUUGUUAAAAGAAAUACUGAAAUAAGAUUCAUCAAUUGUAAAAAUCUUCCUUUUGUGUUAAGUUUGAUCAAACUUCAAUUCAUUACAAAGCAGAUUGAUACAGUGUUCAGCAUAUAAGCUAAAAUGCUGCUCCAAGUACUUGUAAGCACAUUAGUCUUUUACAUGAACUGAGGCAAAAUGCCAUUAAGCCAAUGUAGACAGUCAACCUUCAUUCAAUUUACUAAUAAUGUCUUGAUAAAUUGUAUUCAAUAUUUUUUCAAAGUUCUUUCAUAACUUCUGUAUAAUUCCACCCAAAUUAGUACAAAUUUAAUAUUGUAUUAUGUAGACAUCUCAGGAUAUUUUAAUGGAUUCUGUCACUGCAGUAACUUUGUACAAAAUAACUUGAUAAAUAGUUUUAAAAUGGUGCUCAGAAACAACCUUUGAGGGCAUUUCCCUCUUGCCUAGGUCUUGGACCAUAAGCUGCAAUCCUCAACAGAGGGUGGGUUAUAAACCGCCUUUUACCAAAGAAAAUGCCUUUAAAUCUAAUAGACCAAAUUAUUUACCAGAGUCACAUGAUUUUGCGUAAUAAUAAUAGCAGGUUUUGAUAUAGCACUUAUAUCGGUCAAACAGUGACGCUCAUGGUGCUAUAACAUUCAGUAUUUUUCCUGCAAGGUAUGGUGUGGCUAUGUGUUUGGAAGUAUGAGACCAAUUUCUUUACAUAGCUCAAUAUAAUGGUUUACAAUGAUUGGGGCUCAACUACAUUCAUUAUACAACAGCAAGUGUGAUACGAGUGUCAUGACCAUGACCCAAACCCACUCUCUGCUGAUCAGAAACACCAGAGCUUGAGUCUGGUACUCUAUCCGCUCGGCCAUGACACGCCAUAUAUGGGUAAACGAUUCAAGCAAACCAAACAAGUGACGCACAGCAGUGUGUGCAUGGAAAAGCAUUUAUGCAUGGCUGGUUCCCACCACCAGCAGAAGCAGCUUGUUGAUGUACACCGGGUGUGGCUGCUUGGAUAGUUUAAUAAUAACAUCAUAAUAACCUGCAUUUAUAUAGUGCUUAAAGCCAUUGGACCCUUUCGGUAAACAGUAUUGUCCAAGACCCACACUUCGUGUAUCACAACUUAUAUA